Messenger RNA from Punctularia strigosozonata HHB-11173 SS5, 981 nucleotides. RefSeq lists its product as uncharacterized. The record is from RefSeq and is a predicted model, not a curated record. Bases 1 to 981 code for a protein of 326 amino acids. The transcript is spliced from 2 exons. Lineage: Eukaryota; Fungi; Basidiomycota; Agaricomycetes; Corticiales; Punctulariaceae.
AUGGACGAAGAUCUACCCCCCGUGGUGCCUCCGGCACUGCAGAAUCAACCUGUACAAGCCGAGGAGGCCCCCCCAGAGCCACCAACCGUGCUGGACCUCCUCACAUGCAUCGUUGCCAUGGAAGGGUAUCUCCACCAGGAGCGCGUUAGGGCCACCAUCAAGUUUUGUCACCCUGACUCCUUCGACGGCACACGGUCUAUGGCCUGGACCUUCCUGCAGUCUGUGAAUGAUUACCUCAACCACAGCCACUGCGUCGAUCCCAUCCAGCGCAUCCAGUUCCUGCUGUCAUACUGUCACGGUGGGAUGGCCGGUACCUGGGCCGACAACAUCUCCAAGAUCCGCCGCAACCUUCAGAUGGGCGUUAGGGAACCCAAGGAGGCUCCGGCCUAUCUCGCGUCUUGGGUACACAUUGAACGUCACUUUCGCAUGGCCUUCGAGGACUCCAACCCCACCGCCACAGCCUUCAACAAGCUCCGCACACUCCACAUGGGCUCCUCGAUCGCCGAAGACUUCAUAUGUCAGUUCAAGAAUCUUGCCGAGGAAGCUGGGGACGACAGGGACGUCUCCCUCCUCACCACCUUCAUGCAGGCGAUCCCCUCCCACUUCCGGAUCUCCCUGGAGUCCAUGCCACUCAGGCCUGACACUCUCCCUGAGUGGAAGGCUGGGGUCACUCGUAUGGAUCGUCGCCUGAGAGAAGCCAGUGCCGCACGGCAGGCCGAGGCAUCCCGCCUGCACUCUUUCCAGUCACGGCCCCCAUCGCGCCUGCCGCUCCGCGCUUUACACCUCCUCCAGGACCUCCACCCUUGCCGCCAGGUGUUCCUAUGGACAUCGAUGCCACAUGUCGAGGAGGACAGCGAGUCUGCUAUAUCUGCCGCCAGCCUGGACACCUGGCUCACGAGUGCCCGCAACAUGCUCAGAUCUGUGCCAUUGGAGCCCCUAGGAGAACAAGAGGCUGAGGACCAAGAAGAGGAUUUUGUGUAG